This is a messenger RNA of Cheilinus undulatus (humphead wrasse), 688 nucleotides long. Its product is annotated as ladderlectin-like. Gene Ontology annotation, molecular function: signaling receptor activity. The record is from RefSeq and is a predicted model, not a curated record. The coding region runs from base 1 to 585 and encodes 194 amino acids. The transcript has 6 exons. Lineage: Eukaryota; Metazoa; Chordata; Actinopteri; Labriformes; Labridae.
AUGACUGGCUCAACCCAACUGUUAAACUUGCCCUAUACAUAUUAUAUUAUUGUCUUUCAUGCAGAGUGGAAAGACCUGAAGAGUAAAUUAACUUUUCAUAUAUUUCUUUGCAGAGAUGGCGCCUCAUCUUCAUUUCAUUGUGCUUUGUUUGGCCAGUGGAUUGUGGAUCUCAGGGAUUAUGAUUGUGAAGAGCCUUGCCCUCCUGGUUGGAUUCUUUUUGACGCCCGCUGUUUCCUGUUCCAGCCUAGUAGAAAGGCCUGGGCAGACGCAGAGCAUCACUGCACUUCUCUUGGUGGAAAUCUGGCCUCAAUCCAAACUUCGGAGGAGUACACCUUCAUCAGAGACAUGAUUAAAAAAACAACAAAAUCACAUAAAGAGACUUGGGUUGAAGGCUAUGAUGCCCCGAAGGAGGGUGUGUGGCUGUGGAGUGAUGGUUCACAGUUUGUGUUUACUGACUGGGCUAGAGGAGAGCCGAACAAUCGCUGGGGAGAAGAUUGUAUGGAGAUUAACUUUAGAGGGAGAGAUUACAUCAAUGAUGCAGAUUGUCGCCUUGAGAAAUGUUUAGUUUGUGCCAUGGAUCCAUAACAGACCUCUCCAUCUGCCAACAAAUCCUCAGCGUCAUCUUCCACCAGGAUGCCAAGCCUCGAUGGCGUCACUGCUGGAGGAUAUUUUGACCAAUUUUACUCAA